This is a messenger RNA of Nyctereutes procyonoides (raccoon dog), 734 nucleotides long. RefSeq names its product ECRG4 augurin precursor (gene ECRG4). The record is from RefSeq and is a predicted model, not a curated record. The transcript is spliced from 4 exons. Lineage: Eukaryota; Metazoa; Chordata; Mammalia; Carnivora; Canidae. Gene Ontology annotation, biological process: cellular senescence; central nervous system development; anaphase-promoting complex-dependent catabolic process. Bases 136 to 576 code for a protein of 146 amino acids.
CCGGCCGGGAGGAGGGACGCACCACCCGCCGGCCCGCGCCCCCGUCUCGGUCCCCGCGCCCAGUCCCGGUCCCCGCGCCCAGUCCUCCCGCGGCGGCUGCGGGUGCGCGCUGUCCCUCCGGCCCCCGCCGCAGCCAUGGCCGCCUCCUCCGCGCGGCCCGCCGUCCUGGCCCUGACCGCGCUGGCGCUGCUCCUGCUGCUGUGCCUGGGCCCGGGUGGCAUAAGUGGGAAUAAACUCAAGCUGCUGCUUCAGAAGCGGGAAGCACCUGCUCCAGCUAAGACUAACGUGGCAGUGGGCGAGAGCAAGGCCAAAGAAUUCUUGAGCGGCCUGAAGCGCCAGAAGCGACAGCUGUGGGACCGGACUCGGCCAGAGGUCCAGCAGUGGUAUCAGCAGUUCCUCUAUAUGGGUUUCGACGAAGCGAAAUUUGAAGAUGACAUCACUUACUGGCUGAACAGAGAUCGGAAUGGGCACGACUAUGAUUACUACCAGCGUCACUAUGACGAGGACGCCGCCAUCGGUCCCCAGAGCCCCUACAGCUUCAGGCACGGAGCCAGCGUCAACUACGAUGACUACUGACCACCCCUCGGCCCUCGGCGCCCCAGCCGCGGAGGUGACCCACUGGGCUGCCUUGCACCACGUGGCUUCCGCUGGGCUUUACUCCAGCAGAUCUUUCCUACCCCCUUUCUGCAGCCAGGAAGGAAGAGUUAAACAAUAUAAAUGCCUUUGAUAUUUCA